AUGCCUACCGCGAAGAUUGCACUGUCCGCUAUGGGCGCGUGGGGGUUGUUCAUCGGCACGAUGCUGACGACCUUCCCCGCCAACAUCCUCGGCGCGUACGGCAUCGACUUCUUUGAGUGCCCGGCAAAGCAGCCUCGCGGCGCUCCGGUCUGCGACGAGGUCAAGCAGAAAUCGGUCGCCUACAACAUGUUCGCCAUCGCGGGGAUCCAAGCCAUCUUCACUGCUGCGCUAUGCAUCAACUUCGCCCGCGAGGGUGUCUCGCAAAAGGCGCAGUGGCACUCCAAGCCCUGUAUAGCGCAGCCACAAGCGCUCUCCCUCACACGCCGCUCGGAAGCACCCGCCUCCCAGGCAGCAGGCUCGCUCCGUCCU
Messenger RNA from Emiliania huxleyi CCMP1516, 369 nucleotides. RefSeq lists its product as hypothetical. The record is from RefSeq and is a predicted model, not a curated record. The annotation marks the transcript as partial. The transcript has a single exon. NCBI's taxonomy places the organism in Eukaryota, Haptophyta, Isochrysidales, Noelaerhabdaceae.